Nylanderia fulva is the source of this 2105-nucleotide messenger RNA. Lineage: Eukaryota; Metazoa; Arthropoda; Insecta; Hymenoptera; Formicidae. The record is from RefSeq and is a predicted model, not a curated record.
GGCGUUUUUAUAAAACACCUCAGGUCAUGCGUUUCUUCAGUGAGUGUGCGAAGCUCGUCGAAGCCGGACCUAUCAUCAUGGACCCAUUGAUGAGGAUGCUAUUGCUGCUUGUGGUCGCGCUGUGCCAGCCGACGAUGCAGUUGGCAUUUCCGAGCAAAUUCAUCGAGAGUAAUCGGCAUUCGUCGAGAAUCAGUUCCAACGCGCCGCCGCAAAACACCAGAUACAUAUACGAAAUCAAAACAUUCGACGUGCGCUGGCAAGGAUUUUAUUGCUCAGUGAAUUUUAUGACCUAUGGAAAUCAGUCCUUUGCGGAUCCUCGGCAUCUCGGAUAUCUGACGUCUCAGCAAGCCUUGGCCGAUUAUGUGGAACUUAUUGGAUAUCUGAGAUCGAAGGAAAAAUACAAACAUAGUCCGGUCAUAGUUUUCGGUGGCUCGUACGGCGGUAUGCUUAGCGCUUGGAUGCGCAUGAAGUACCCUCACAUUGUUCAAGGAGCGAUUGCAGCUUCUGCGCCAAUUUUGCAAUUUACCGAUAUCGUGACGUGCGAGGCUUUCUCUCGAAUAACAACGUCGGACUUUCGUUCUUCGCAUCCAACGUGUCCGAAACUUAUCCGGAAAGCGUGGAGCACGAUAACCGAGGUGACUUCAAACGACGAGGGCAAAAAGUGGCUGUCGAGCAAUUGGAAGCUGUGCGAGCCGCUGAAGACCGCAGAGGACGUCCAGACGCUGAAGUAUUUCCUCCAGAAUAUCUAUAUAAAUCUGGCUAUGGUUAAUUAUCCGUACGAGACUAACUUUUUGACGCCGCUGCCGGGCAAUCCGGUUAACGUUUUCUGCCAACACUUGACGAACUCUUCGUUAACGGGAAAACCAUUGUUGUCGACGCUUUAUCGCGCUAUUAGCGUUUACACAAAUUAUACCGGUCAAGCGAGUUGUUUCUCUAUGAAGAACGCGGAGCCGGGCUUAGAUGAUCAAGGAUGGGAUUAUCAGGCAUGUACAGAGAUGGUGAUGCCGAUAUGCACCGAUGGUAUCAACGACAUGUUCGAGCCGGCAGAAUGGAAUUUCAAGGAAUACAAUAACACCUGUUUUCAGAAAUAUUCAGUAUCGUCGCAGCCGUACUUAGCUUGCCAGCAAUAUGGCUGUAAAAAUCUUAACACUGUGACUAACAUCAAUUUCAGUAAUGGAUUGCUAGAUCCAUGGGCGAGCGGAGGCGUGUUGCGCAACUUGUCCUCGACAGCGGUCGCGAUUUUAAUACCAGAUGCUGCACAUCAUCUAGAUUUACGUGAAAGCAACAGCAACGAUUCAUACAGUGUUUUAGUGACGCGAAAAUUUCAUCGGCUUUCCAUUAGUAAGUGGAUCGCAGAAUAUCGACAAAGCUUUUAGAAUUUGACAAGGAAAGUUACGAAGUUACCGGAAAUAACUUUUGCUGGUUUGUGUUUGAAAUUCUGUUUCUUUAUUUCCGAAAUUAUAAAUACAAAAACAGGACACGUACGCCGUGACAUAAACAAUAAAUAGUCAACGCUGCCGUGGACUGAUUAUUUACAACGCUGAACGAAGCGUCGACAAAAAAACUUAAUCGAAAAUAUACGCGAAAGUAUAUUUCGGUAUCACAGUAAAUAAAUAAAUGCACAUGAUUCAUCGGGAAUUCUAAAAGAAUUACAAGAUGAUAUAUGACGUUCUCAAACAACGCGAAAAUCUGACAAAAAAAUCUGAAAAAAAUGUCUGAUCUCUUUCCGACGCGUUCAUGAUACAUUUCAGACAUUUGCGCUGUCUAAAAAUCUCUCGUUUCAGGUCUAAUAUUACUAAAUCACGUAAAAAUGACUAUACUUUAUCAAAUAAAAACUCGUAGCACUAUCGAGAUUAUUUGACACUAAUACUCGACAUUAAUUAUAAAUAUGCGCGCUGUAUUAUUCUUAAUUUACCUCUUUAUCGCUUUGUAUAAUUUUUGAUGCAAUGUUUAUUUGAAGGAAUUAUGUAAUAGACUGUAAGCGAACAAAGCUACCGAAGAGAUAUACGAAUUUCUAAGUAUAGAUAAAUUUUUUUUUCUUAAGAAUGUCGGAUUUUUUAAACAAAAUCCAUAAAUAUCAUGUAAAUAUAUUGUGAUUUCAUAUA